This is a messenger RNA of Impatiens glandulifera, 1209 nucleotides long. RefSeq names its product derlin-2.2. Gene Ontology annotation, molecular function: ubiquitin-specific protease binding; misfolded protein binding. Bases 102 to 851 code for a protein of 249 amino acids. Lineage: Eukaryota; Viridiplantae; Streptophyta; Magnoliopsida; Ericales; Balsaminaceae. Gene Ontology annotation, biological process: endoplasmic reticulum unfolded protein response. The transcript has 6 exons. Gene Ontology annotation, cellular component: Hrd1p ubiquitin ligase ERAD-L complex; endoplasmic reticulum membrane. The record is from RefSeq and is a predicted model, not a curated record.
CUCAAUCUGGUUUCAUAAAUCCUCAAUAUUGGAUAAAGGAAGUUUUGUUCAUACUUUCUAGGGCAGGGCUUUGGAGGGGAAUCGAAGUUGGAGCAAAAGUGAUGGCUCAAGCUAUUGAAGAAUGGUACAAACAGAUGCCCAUCAUCACCCGUUCGUAUCUCACAGCUGCAGUCGUUACCACCAUCGGUUGUUCUCUCGAGAUCAUAUCUCCUUAUAAUUUGUACUUGAACCCAAGACUUGUGGUGAAGCAUUACCAGUUCUGGCGCCUCGUCACAAAUUUCCUCUACUUCCGAAAAAUGGACUUGGACUUCCUGUUCCACAUGUUCUUUCUUGCUAGAUAUUGUAAACUUCUUGAAGAGAAUUCUUUCAGGGGAAGGACUGCUGAUUUCUUUUAUAUGAUCUUAUUUGGAGCUACUGCUUUAACUGGGAUAGUUCUUAUAGGAGGAAGUAUCCCUUAUGUCUCAGAGACAUUUGCUAAGAUCAUAUUCUUAAGCAAUUCACUCACAUUCAUGAUGGUUUAUGUGUGGAGCAAGCAUAAUCCUUUCAUUCAUAUGAGUUUCUUGGGCCUAUUUACAUUUACAGCAGCAUAUCUUCCAUGGGUUCUUCUAGGUUUCUCUGUUCUCGUUGGAGCUAGUGCCUGGGUUGAUCUUUUGGGAAUGAUAGCUGGGCAUGCAUACUACUUUCUUGAAGACGUAUAUCCACGAAUGACUGGACGGAGACCCCUCAAGACUCCAGCUUUGAUUAGGUCACUUUUUGCAGAAGAACCAGUUGUGAUGGUAAGGGCUGGAAAUGUAAGAUUUGCGCCACCCCCACUUCUAGAAGAAGAAGAAGAAGAAGCUCAUCAGGAUUAGUAGCAAUAUUUUGAUGAACAGAGAUGGGGAUGGUGCAAUCUGGUUGAGGGAAAGUGGUUUCUGGUUUAGGGUUUACUUCUUUGGAGGCUGCAAAAUGGUACAUAGUGUUUGAAAAGGCAUGAUACUUUUCAUGCAAGUUCACAGCUAUUUGUUCAAUUUGUUUAAAAAGUAAACCAAAACUUUCUGCAAGGAAUACAACAAUGGUAGAAGCACUGCAAGAGAGUUAUUAACAUUUUUUUGUUUUUUCAACAUCCAUCCAUCCACUUGAGCAGAACAUUUGUUUUAGCAGUGGAAUUCUGGUUUUAGUCCAAAUUUGUGGUUGGACAUAAAAUAUACUUUUUUUUUGUAUUUUCCAGUA